AAGUCGGCGGCGGCACAGUGAUUACAUGGGCAUGAUCGUGUUGAGGUCAUGUGAUCAUUUUCGUCCUUCCGCUUUGAGAAGUUGCUGCGCGUGCUGUUUGGGACAUUGGCAAUCGUGCACACGUUCGACCAGCUUCGUUCUGCACAUCCAUCAUGAAGAUCGAGCUCUGCAACUUCUCCGGGUUCAAGAUCUACCCAGGUCAUGGGAAGGUUUUCGUGAAGGGCGACAGCCGCACCUACCGUUUCAUUAACGGCAAGUGCGAGUCGUACUUCAUGCAGCGCUUGAAGCCUUCCAAGCUUGACUGGACGGUAGUGUUCCGUCGUCUCCACAAGAAGGGUAUCACUGAAGAGGUCUCCAAGAAGAGGACCCGUCGUACCGUCAAGGCCCAACGUGCUGUUGUUGGUGCCUCUUUGGAAGCCAUCAAGGCCAAGCGUGCCCAAAAGCCUGAGGUCCGUGCAGCACAGCGUCAACAAGCCCUUCGUCAAGCCAAGGAGAAGAAGCAAGCUGACGAGCAGAAGAAGAAGGUUGAGAAGGCCAAGUCCUCUUCUACCCGCGCCGCGCAACCCAAGCCCAAGUUCAGCAAGCAACAAGUGAAGGGUGCCGCACCCAAGGUCAAGGCUACCUCUCGUUAAGCGGUUCAAUUUUAAGGGGUCAUGCGUGGGGUGAUGGACUGCACCUGUAUUAUAUUUACCGUAGUCGCAUGUGGUCCGUUAAUUUUGUUGCUGCGGAACAGAGGCGGUUUGUGAUCAUAGUAUGUGGGCGACAAUGAAUGUCAGUGCCAACUUAUCAUUCGUAUUUUUUGGUUGAUGAUCCAUCACGGGCUACCCGUAGCACUGUGG
Spizellomyces punctatus DAOM BR117 is the source of this 839-nucleotide messenger RNA. RefSeq lists its product as uncharacterized. Gene Ontology annotation, molecular function: mRNA binding; structural constituent of ribosome. NCBI's taxonomy places the organism in Eukaryota, Fungi, Chytridiomycota, Chytridiomycetes, Spizellomycetales, Spizellomycetaceae. Bases 153 to 632 code for a protein of 159 amino acids. The transcript has 4 exons. The record is from RefSeq and is a predicted model, not a curated record. Gene Ontology annotation, cellular component: cytosolic large ribosomal subunit. Gene Ontology annotation, biological process: cytoplasmic translation.